Theobroma cacao (cacao) is the source of this 1161-nucleotide messenger RNA. RefSeq names its product Basic-leucine zipper (bZIP) transcription factor family protein (gene FD). Gene Ontology annotation, biological process: positive regulation of DNA-templated transcription. The record is from RefSeq and is a predicted model, not a curated record. Lineage: Eukaryota; Viridiplantae; Streptophyta; Magnoliopsida; Malvales; Malvaceae. Gene Ontology annotation, molecular function: DNA-binding transcription factor activity. Gene Ontology annotation, cellular component: nucleus.
UAGAAAAUUCCUUACAUUUGGUCUUACAAAACUCUCGCCAUAUACCCCCCACUCUCCCCCCCUUUUUUUUUUUUUUUGUUUUGGGUCUAGACCCGAGCUUUAAAGAUUGGUUUUGCACCUCUGAACCAAGCUUUUUUCUUGUUUGUACUUCAAUGUUGUCAUCGACAGGCGGGGAGGAGAACAACUACAACAAAGCAACGAUAAGCCUAAAGAGAGUGUCCUCAACGUCCUCAAAAUCAUCAUCAACAUCUUCAUCUCCUUCACUAUUCUCUCCUCCUUCCCAUCUUCACGACCAAACCCAUAGACCCAAAACUAUGGAAGAGGUUUGGAAAGACAUUAAUCUUGCUUCUCUAAAUGAUCACCCUUCCAGGGAAGGCCUGUCUGUAAACCCACGACUCACAAAUCCUCAAAACCCGAAUUUCAUCCUUCAGGAUUUUCUUGCCAGGCCGUUUAGCAAAGACCCACCAACGAACAGGGUCUGCACAAACGGGGGGGCCGGGCUCUAUGGUUCCCCAGUGCGGCCUCCUGCCACUGUUUUGAGCCUGAAUUCGGGUCCCGGCUUUGAUUUUUUGGAUAACUCGGAUCCUCUCAGGUCCACCUCGCGUCUGCAAAGCAGCCCCAUCUCAAAUUUGUCCACUUUCAAUUGUCCAUUCGAGGCUCUAGCCUCAUCUUCUAGCUUGGCUUCUUUUGGUAAGAAAAGGGUCAAGGAAUCUGAUAGCGGUUCUGGUGAUCGACGGCACAAGCGUAUGAUCAAGAACCGAGAGUCAGCAGCUCGAUCGAGAGCUAGAAAACAGGCUUACACAAAUGAGUUGGAGCUCGAAGUUGCACAUCUUAUGGAAGAGAAUGCAAGACUCAAGAGACAGCAAGAACAGUUACGCGUAGCAGCAGCUGCUCAACUUUCCAAAAAGCGCACGCUUCAGCGGACGUCAACAGCUCCAUUUUGAGGAACAUCUCUGCCUACCUUCUAACAAAUUAAUCUCUCCUUCUUUCCUCUCUCUCUCUCUCUCUAAGAGCAGAGGUCCUUUAAGCUAGAAAAGGAAUGAAUUUGUAUAGGUUUUGGGGAGCUUUUUUCUUUAUUUUUUUCACUUCUGGGGUGAGCAAGGUUUGUACUUCUAGCAAGACAGUUGAUUUUGGGAAAGAAAAACAUGCGCUGUGGGGAGG